UGCUUGCUUGCAUUUUGUGUGGUGCAAUUUGCAAACCGAGCAUUCAACUCAAGUUUAGCCGCGUCCAGAACAACACCCUUCUUAAAGCCCUUCAACGUCGUCAUGAUGAUGCUUCGUGGCCACCGGGCGUGCCGCAGCCUCGCCCGCCAAGUCACUCAGGUCCGUCAGCUCAACUUGCACGAGUACCAGAGCAAAGGCCUCAUGCAGAAGCACGGCGUGACAGUGCAGCGUUUCCGAUUUGCAGAGACACCCGAACAAGCCGAGGAAGGCGCCCGUGAUCUUGCGGCGCGCGAGUACGUGCUCAAGGCACAAGUGCACGCUGGUGGUCGCGGCAAGGGCACGUUCAGCAGCGGGCUUCAGGGCGGCGUCAAGCUCACCACAGACCCUAAGCAGGUGAAGGAGUAUGCCAGCCAGAUGCUGGGCUACAAGCUCGUGACGAAGCAGACCCCGCCCGACGGUGUGCUUGUGAGCAAGCUCAUGGUUGCCGAGGCGCUGGACAUUGCGCGGGAAACGUACUUUGCCAUCCUGAUGGACCGCGACUCAAACGGGCCCGUGAUGGUUGCCUCUCCCGAGGGCGGCGUGGACAUUGAGGAGGUUGCCGCCAAAACCCCAGAGCUCAUCUUCAAGGAGCCAAUCGACAUUGUCAAGGGCGUGACUGAGGAGCAGCUCGACCGCCUUGCUAUCAACCUGCGCUUCGAGGGCCAGCAGUUCCAUGACGCGAAGGAGCAGAUGCGUAAGCUGUACGAGCUCUUCCUCGCCGUCGACGCAACGCAGGUCGAGAUCAACCCCUUUGCCGAGACCCCAGACGGACAGGUCGUGUGCUUUGAUGCGAAGAUCAACUUUGACGACAACGCGGCGUUCCGGCAGCAGGAGAUCUUUGCCAUGCGCGACACGACGGAGGAGGACCCGCGCGACGUCGAGGCCGACAAGCACGGCCUCAACUACAUUGGCAUGGACGGCAACAUCGCCUGCCUCGUGAACGGGGCCGGGCUUGCGAUGGCGACGAUGGACAUCAUCAAGCUGCACGGCGGCGAGCCAGCAAACUUCCUCGACUGCGGCGGCGGCGUCACAGAGGACAUGGUGACGAGCGCAUUCAAGCUCCUGACAGGCGACAAGCAAGUUGAGGCCAUCCUUGUGAACAUCUUUGGCGGCAUUGUGAACUGCGCCACCAUUGCCAACGGCAUUGUCAGCGCGUGCAAGAACGUGGAGCUGCAAGUUCCGCUCGUUGUCCGUCUUGAAGGCACAAACGUGGAGAAGGCACGCCAGGUGCUGAAGGAGUCUGGUCUUCCGAUCAUCACAGCCACGGACCUUGAUGACGCCGCUAAGCGCGCUGUCGAGGCCGCGGCACACGCCCGCGCACAAUAGGCACCACCGCACGUACACACGUGCGCCCAUGCACAUCAACCUGUGUGGGGGGGGGUGUGCCUGUCGCUUGUUGUUGUGAUGCACGUGGUGGAUUUGGGUGAUUGGUAUGGUGUGCGUGUCCUUGUUUCUGUCGUGCGUGUACUGUGUUGUCUUUGGCGCGCCCAUGUGUACGAUGAUGGCCUUGAACACUGCCUUUGUUGGUUAGUUGUCAAUGGAUGAUGGCUGCAUUUGCUUUUCUUUUGUUCAACAGUAAACCCCCCCGUGUGCCAGCCAACACCAUGCAACGUUGACAUCAAAGAGAGGCCGCAGCAGCUUUGAACCGCACACCCUCCCCCC
Molecule: messenger RNA, 1701 nt
Organism: Salpingoeca rosetta
Lineage: Eukaryota; Choanoflagellata; Craspedida; Salpingoecidae
Product: Suclg2 protein
Exons: 10
Coding region: 103-1365 (420 amino acids)
Biological process (GO): succinyl-CoA metabolic process; tricarboxylic acid cycle
Cellular component (GO): mitochondrion; succinate-CoA ligase complex
Molecular function (GO): succinate-CoA ligase (GDP-forming) activity; ATP binding
Source: RefSeq, a predicted model, not a curated record